This is a messenger RNA of Anoplopoma fimbria (sablefish), 1929 nucleotides long. RefSeq names its product ZP domain-containing protein-like. The transcript is spliced from 10 exons. The record is from RefSeq and is a predicted model, not a curated record. The coding region runs from base 501 to 1562 and encodes 353 amino acids. Lineage: Eukaryota; Metazoa; Chordata; Actinopteri; Perciformes; Anoplopomatidae.
CCGCACCCAUUUCCACAUACCCAUGGUGGCUUCAUACAACAACCACACCACCACCAACAACAACCACGAGACACCUGCAUGCCUCCACUCCUCCACUCAGUAAACUACCUUUGCAAUUCUCCCUUCUUGUGGACCCACCUGUGUAUUCAUGUCAGGAGGGACACUACUUGCCAAAGUUUGUGGACCCAACACCUUCAAAUGGGGCCCGCAUCCAAGCAGAGGUCAACAAAGAGGUGGAGAUCAGAGUCAAAGCACAAGCGGCAUGGGCAACAAUACAUGAUAUAAUCAUCAGUGGCCCACUGAAUAUCAGCAAGCAAAGGAACACACAUGAGGAGUUCGUCAUUAGGUGGAAGCCUGUCGAAACUGACCUGGGAGACUUUUUCCCGAUCUGCUUUGCUGUUGAAGCAGUGACAGGGUCUGCUGGAGCCAGUACCACACAAAAUCAUAUUCACCAUUACCACCCCUACCCAACUUCACAGUCUGGCAUCUAUCAGUCUGAGAUGAGGUGUGUUCUGGUAGAAGUUCAGAGGGUGCAAGUUAAUUCCCAUGUGAUCUGCACCGAGUCCACAAUGACAGUAGAGGUUGAGAAAUCUUCAUUCUCUGGACUCCAUGAGGACCAUUUGCGGCUCAAUGACGCCACCAACACUGCCUGCAGGCUGCGCUCCAACAGCACUCACGUCUUCGCUGUCAUCCCCCUCAGCGGUUGUGGCACUGAGAUCGAGGAAGACCAAGAUAACCUCCGGUUCAAGAAUGAAAUCACUACGGUUGACAACAUGGCCGACGUGAUCACCAGGAAACACCUGCUGGGGGUGCAGUUCUACUGCCAGUACCCCAAACGUGGAAAUGUGACACUGGGCUUCACAGCACACAGGAAAAAUAUCACAGUGUGGGAAAAGGGCUUCGGCACGUUUACCUACCAGUUUGAGUUCUAUCCCAACAACCGAUACCAAACCAUGAUUGAUCCAAAUUCAUACCCGCUGGUGUAUGAAAUAGGGAGCAGGAUCCACAUGCAGAUAGAAGCCACCUCCUCUGUCAACAACACCGUGCUGUUUGUGGAGGCCUGCAGAGCUUCACCAUACGACAACCAAAACUACCAUCAAACCUACUCCAUCAUUGAGAAUGGGUGUAUUGUGGACCCGACUGUUGAGAUCCAUCAGUCCUCCCACCAGAGACAAUUCCAGUUCAGCAUGGAGGCCUUCAAGUUCAUCGGCUUGCAUGAUCAGGUGUACAUCAGCUGCACGGUCCUGAUGUGUGAAGCAGGGAGCCCCAACACCAGGUGUUCACAGGGAUGCAUCAACUCCACAAUGCCAGGCGGUUUGCAUCAUCACCACAGAAAGAGAGAGGCUGUCAUUCAAAGCGCAAGGCACUUCGUUUCCCAGGGUCCCCUGCGCUUAAAGAGAUCAGCAGAGAGCAACGAAAGCUCAGUGCUCCACCUGAAUCUGAACCUGGUAUUCAUCGCUGGAUGUCUUCUUGCAGCUGUUGGCAUGAUCAGUGCAGUGGUCAUGUACAAGGCCAAAAUGUCAAAGGUCAAAUACCAACCUUUGCCCACAUUUGAAAGUUAAGACAGCACGCAGAAUACCAGUUCUGAAUUAAUUACAUUUGACUACUUAAAGUUUUUUUGAUAAGUUUGCCAUUUGAUAUUGACUUUUGGUGUGUCUUAUGUGUCUUUCAUCUUCAUAAAUGUCUACUGCUUUAAGAGAAAAUACUUCAGUCCCUGUGCAAAUAGGGAAAUCAGAAAUCCAGAAAUCAGCUUUAUAUUAAUCAACAUUGAAGGGUUAUUUAACCAGUACUGCAACGGAUGGGUAUGAUUUAAUACAUGUAUCUUGAUUUAUAUGUGUAUUCCUGCUGUGUUCAUUUUAUUAAACUUUUAUGAAAAUGGAGCUACAUCAAAUUGAAUGAGAAAAAAACCUUUUUUGAACAUUAAAGCUU